AUGGAAGAAAGUGUAAUAGAAAAAGAAUUAAAAAUUAAAAAUAAUGAACAAGCAGUUAUGUCUUGUUUUCAAAACAGUUUAAAUAGUUUAAAUUGUAAACAAAUUAAAUUUGACCUUCAAAAAAUUAUUGAGGCUAUUGGGUCAAGACAUUGUAAUCAAGCCAUUACUAUGACUGAAAUUUUUGAUUGCAUUAAACAAUCAAAAUUAAAUGAUGAAAUCAAUGAAGAACUUUAUAUGAAAAUGAUUACUUGUGCUACACAAAGAGUUCUUCAAAUCCCUGAAGAUCUAUAUAUUGCUCUUGUAAAUGGAUUAAUUCAACAAAGAAAAGAAUUUGUUUUAACUCAAUUAUUACAAUAUAAAGUAAUACCAGAUAAUAAUUCAAUUGCAAUAAUAUUAGUUCAACAAUACAGUUCGAUACCAUGUUUAUAUUAUUGUGGAUUGGAUAUGUUAAAAAGAAUGAAAAAUUAUUCAAAAUUAGUUGAUUUAUAUUUAAUGAAUAAUAAUAUAUCAAUGGCAUUGCAAAUAGCAAAUCAAUACUCUAUUGAAAUACCUUCUACUAAAAUACAAGAAUAUAUUAAAAAUUAUAAUAAUGAUUUGUUAGUUUAUCAAUUAAAACUACUAUUUCCUGAACUUGCUUAG
Molecule: messenger RNA, 639 nt
Organism: Entamoeba dispar SAW760
Lineage: Eukaryota; Evosea; Mastigamoebida; Endamoebidae
Exons: 1
Coding region: 1-639 (212 amino acids)
Biological process (GO): regulation of autophagy
Cellular component (GO): Mon1-Ccz1 complex; lysosomal membrane; late endosome membrane
Source: RefSeq, a predicted model, not a curated record